Pelobates fuscus (common spadefoot toad) is the source of this 3399-nucleotide messenger RNA. It is a transcript of the gene TYRO3, whose product is annotated as TYRO3 protein tyrosine kinase. The record is from RefSeq and is a predicted model, not a curated record. Gene Ontology annotation, molecular function: protein binding; transmembrane receptor protein tyrosine kinase activity; ATP binding. The coding region runs from base 541 to 3174 and encodes 877 amino acids. NCBI's taxonomy places the organism in Eukaryota, Metazoa, Chordata, Amphibia, Anura, Pelobatidae. The transcript is spliced from 19 exons. Gene Ontology annotation, cellular component: signaling receptor complex; plasma membrane. Gene Ontology annotation, biological process: cell migration; cell surface receptor protein tyrosine kinase signaling pathway; nervous system development.
GGGUGCAGGCAGGAAAGAUCGUUAUCCUCUUGUCCAAAGCUGUGAACGUUUUUGACAUGCAGAGCUCUGUUGGACCGGGUGAUAGUCUGAUCCAUUCUAGGGUUGCAUUCGAAUGUUAUCCAAAGGAUUUCAUUUGAAAGGUGGAUAGAGCAGGUCUAUUAAACUGUGGUGUUUUAUUGUGGGUGGCCUCUUAAUUCACGACUCCUUUUUCUUCUAUCGAGCAUAUCUCGGUGAACUACUAUUUGGCGGAUUAGGAGAAUGGUUGCCGGUGGUGGGGGAAGGUACUGAACUAAUGACUGGGAAGAGGUAACAAACUACUAGUGAGAAGUGAAUGACUGGGGACCUGGAUUUUGAAAGAUCAUUGAGAUUUUGUGGAGAGCUGUAGAGCAGGUGGUUCUGGAAGAGGACAACCGGAGGCUCUGCUGGAGACCUGUUCGGUACAGCUGGCGGUUCCAUACUUCAGUUCUUGCUAAAUGCAACGCCCCUUGUGGAGACGGUGAAGCCCAGAGGAGGAGGAGGAUGGAUAGGCGUUAAAGAAGCAUGGUUUCCACUGGGAUCAGCAGCCCCGUAAAAGGCUUUCUCCUGCUAGCUGUGUCACUGGGACUGGCAGGAAGGACUACAGAAUUGUGGUUCACUGGUCAUGGUUACAACCUGACUAUCUCUCAGGGCCAUGGAGCGAAGCUGAAUUGUAGCUUGGAGGGAAUGGAGGAACCAGAGAUUGUAUGGCUAAAGGAUGGUGUUGUCGUGCAGAGUGCUGAUCAGAUGUACAUUCCAAUAGAUGAAGAUCACUGGAUCAGUUUCCUAAGCUUGAAAAACGUUGAGCGACCUGAUGCCGGGAGGUAUUGGUGUGAGGCAGAGGACAAUGGAAAGAAGGCAGUGUCUAGUGACAUUUGGAUUAUGGUGGAAGGUGUCCCUUAUUUUAUCUUGGAACCAAAGGAUUUGGCUGUAUUUCCAAACGCAUCAUUUAAUAUGUCUUGUGCAGCUGUUGGACCACCAGAGCCGCUGGCUAUCAUAUGGUGGAUGGGAGAGCCGCCAGUUUCUAGGAAAUCUGACCAUUCUCCCUCAGUUUUAAUAGUACCAGGUAUUCAUCAAGAUACAGCUUUCUCGUGUGAAGCUCACAAUGAAAAGGGCGUUUCCUCAUCUAGGACUGCCAUAGUAAAAAUCAAAGGGUUGCCUUAUAUGCCAUACAACUUUACUAUACAACAGGUAACCAGUAAUUCAGCCACAGUCUCGUGGAAUCCAGGGUUUGACAAUUAUUCCCCGGUUUAUUCUUGUACAGUACAGGUAUCAUAUGAUGCCACAGCUUACUCUCAACUCGUCUCAGUCCCGCCAUUUACCACCAUUGUGAACGAUCUUCAGCCGUUGACCAAUCACAGUAUCCGUGUGCAAUGUGCCAAUGAAAUGGGAGCUUCAUCGUUCACUGACUGGCUAUCAUUUCAGACACUGGAGUCAUUGCCACAACUCUCUCCACAAAAUGUCCACAUAGUCAGGACAGAGUCUGGUUUGGUGCUGGAAUGGGAAGAAGUUGCACCAGAAUUAGAAAACUACAGCCUGCUUGGUUACAAGGUGCAGUGGGAACAGGAAAAUAUAACACAAGGAGAAUUGUUUGUGCAAAGAAAUCAAGUUAAUGUCACCUCUUGGGAUCCACGGAAAGAUUUAACUCUGAGAGUCUGUGUAACAAAUUCUGCUGGUUGUGGACCUUGGAGCGAUUUCCUGUUGGAAGCUUCCACAGAAGAAGCUGGUAAGCAAAGACAAACUCACACAAGAAUGUCCUGGGUCCCGAUGGUUUUGGGCAUCCUUACUGCUUUAGUUACAGUUGUGGCCAUGACACUCAUCUUUCUUAGAAAAAGAAGAAAAGAAACUCGCUUUGGAAACAUGUUUGGCUCUGUUUUGGGUAGAGGAGGACCAGUUAUCCAGUUCACAGCUGCUCGGUCUUUUAACAGAAGAGGCACAGAGUUAAUGGAAGCAACAUUGGACAGCAUCGGGAUUAGUGGUGAGCUGAAAUUCAAACUUAAAGAUGUACUCAUUCAACAGCAGCAGUUCACCCUUGGGCGUACUUUGGGAAAAGGAGAGUUUGGCUCUGUGCGGGAAGCUCAGCUGAAGCUGGAAGAUGGUUCCCUUCAAAAAGUCGCUGUAAAGAUGCUAAAGACUGAGAUUUUCUGCUCCAGUGAUAUUGAAGAAUUCUUGCGAGAAGCAGCAUUCAUGAAGGAAUUUGACCAUCUAAAUGUCUGCAAAUUAAUAGGAGUGAGUUUGAGGAGUCGUACCAAGGGGAGGCUUCCUGUUCCCAUGGUUAUUCUCCCAUUCAUGAAGCAUGGGGAUCUCCACACUUUCCUGCUGAUGUCCCGCAUUGGAGAAGAGCCUAUUACCCUACCUGUUCAAACACUAGUCAAGUUUAUGCUUGACAUCUGCAGUGGCAUGGAGUACCUGAGCUCAAAGAACUUUAUACACAGAGACCUUGCUACCCGCAACUGCAUGCUAAACGAGGACAUGACUGUAUGUGUAGCAGAUUUUGGUCUUUCUAAAAAAAUCUACAGUGGGGAUUACUACCGCCAAGGCUGUGCCUCAAAACUACCAGUAAAGUGGCUAGCAUUGGAGAGCCUCGCAGAUAACAUUUAUACUACGCAUAGCGAUGUGUGGGCAUUUGGUGUCACUUUGUGGGAAAUAACAACACUGGGACAGACUCCGUAUGCUGGCAUUGAGAAUUCUGAAAUUUACAGCUACCUCAUUGCUGGGAACAGAUUGAAGCAGUCACCUGACUGCCUGGAUGAACUCUAUGAAGUGAUGUGCCAGUGCUGGAUUACUGAGCCGAAACGGAGGCCCUGCUUCACAGAUCUCAGAAGGCGGCUAGAAACAAUAUGGGGUCGGCUAUCUGUACUCUCAGCCAGUCAGGAUCCCCUCUACGUAAACCUCGAGGAGACUUGUGGAGCUUCUGCAGGAGCAUCCAUUCUGCAUUCUGGUUUUGGAGAUGAGAGCGAUUGUUGCCCAGAGCCUUCACAGACAUGUGGUGCUACUGCCAUCAGUGGUGAUUAUCGCUAUAUUGUGAACCCUGGGUGCCUUAGAGAAGCAAACGAUUGGCCUCAACCUACACAAAAUGGUGAAGCACAAGGACUUCUUAUUGAAGAGGAGGGUGAGGAAGAAGAAAUGCAGGAAGAUCAUGUAGUCAUUAACUUUUAGAAUUAAUUUUCAGGUUGUGGCUUUUUGACACUAAAUAUUAAAACCAGAUAAGAGUUCUUGGAAAGUGACCAAUUCUGCUACAUUGGUCUAGAUUCUAAAAUCUAAUAAUUUAAUUGUUACUUUUUUGUGGAAUCUCCUUAUCUUUAUUGACCCACUACCUCCUAUGAAAUCUCUGGCAAGAUACUUCAGCAGUAAGAUGUAAUUAUAAGCUUUGCAGUUACAUUU